GGUUGGGUGAGUUAACGCCACGCAAAUCGUAACAGCGCGCUGCAGUGUGGGUGCUCGCGGACGUGGGGCUCUGUUAGUCACGCCCACUCGUCACCACUGGCCCCGCCUUCUCGCCGGUAAAUCACUGUUUGUUGUAAAGGGGCUGAGGCGCAAGCCGUAGACUCGCUGCACGGACACUGACAGCUGCGCGCGCGAGUUAAACCACUCCGGGUUUAAAUGUUAAACGACUUUCAAAUUCACUGGAUUUUAUUUGAGUGCGGCUAAAAGGAUUUUGUCCUUAAUAAGAGACAGAAGCUGCUGGGGAGAGUUUGGGCAAGUUUGAAGCAAAACAACAAACAUUACUUGGUUUUGAAAAGGAAGCCAGAGAAAAUUUCUUUUCCCAGUUCAUCUCUGAGGGCCAGAUGUUAUGUCAACAGCCCAGUGAUGAAAAGGGAACAAAGCCAGGGCUGAGUGUCAGCAGCACCAUGAAGCCCUUCUUCCAUCUGCUGCUACCCUUGCUCCUCUAUCUGCAUUUGGCUUCCUGGACAUUGGCCAGUAGCUGUCCAAAAGACUGUUCCUGUUCAAGUCAUGACUCCAUUCUCUGUUAUACACGCCAGGCAAUAACCAUGCCUUCUGACGUCCCUGCAUCAACAAAAAACCUGUAUGUCUUUAAGAAUGGCAUUGAGACCAUAGACCAGGAAGAUUUUAUUGGGUUGGAAAGCCUAGAGAUGCUCGACUUAAGUCAGAACAAGCUGAAAGAUCUACCAGAUCGGGUGUUUGAGCCACUAUCUUCCCUACGUAACUUGGAUCUUUCAGCUAACCAAAUCACCCAUAUUUCUCAUCAGAGUUUUGCUGGACUGGAGUUGCUGGAAAGGCUCUAUCUUCACACCAAUGUCAUUAAGAGCAUACACCCUGCAGCUUUUGCUGGUCUGGAGCAGUUACUCGAGUUAAAGCUGUACAGAAAUGAGCUGGCAACAUUACCUGCUCUUGAAAUGCCCCAUCUGCUUCUCCUGGAUCUGCGGUUCAAUAAAAUCCCUUCACCAGGCCCAGCUGACAUCCAGACACCCAAAUUAGAGUCACUUAAGUUGGGUGGAUUAGGACUGAGCACUCUGAAUCAGGAACUCUUGGGUAGCUUUAAGAACCUUCAUGAACUGGAUAUUUCAAACAAUCAACUGAAGGUUUUACCUCAAGUGCUUUGGAAGGCAAAGGGCUUGGUCAGACUCAGUUUAGCUGGCAAUCCUGUAGGUCCAUUAAAGUGGGAAAAUUUUGAGAACCUGAAUGAACUGCAGGAGUUGGACAUCAGCAACCUCAGUCUGCAGAGUUUGCCUGAUAACAUGACCCUGCUCUUCCCUCACAUGAAAAAAAUUACUGUUGCAGAGAAUCCCUUUAACUGUCUCUGCACACUUGCCUGGUUUCCCAACUGGCUGCGUAACAAACAGAUAUUGCUGGGAAGGACAGAGGAGACCCGCUGUCAUUUUCCACCCAGGAAUGCAGGAAAGGUGUUGGAAAGACUAGGACAUCAUGAAUUUGGAUGCCCUUCAAGGACUACUAUCAGUCCAGCUAAGACGACCACACUGGUCCCACCUCUAAUCACCACUUUGCAUACCACACCACAUGCAAUUCUCCCUCUUAAGCCUAGCGAUGAACCUUCUUUAGAGACAGACAGUCAUCCUCUACUUCCAGACCCAGCUUCCCCAAGCAGCAGUACAGGAUCAGAUCUGAAUAUAAAUUUUUGUCCGUCCAGUAUCUGCCUAAAUGGAGGCACAUGUUGGCUAGAUCAUCAGCGUCAUUUUGGGUGCACUUGUCCUCGUGGGGCUUCAGGGAAAUAUUGUGAAAAUAAGGAGGUUUUGGAUCUACCUGAAGAUUUCUCUACAGCAACGGUCAGCGGGAUGUCUGAAAUCUUUGCAACAAAGGUAACAAGCUCAUCAAUACUGCUAGAUCUUUAUCGCUACAUUGAGAGGCGUCCAUACAUUCGUGGUGUCAAACUAACUUAUAAAAACCUCUCAGGAUCAGAUAAACGUCCAAAGCAACUCAAUAUUCCAGCCUUUUAUGCAGAGUACACAAUGCGUGGACUGCUUCCAAAUUCCACUUAUUUCAUCUGUGCCAGUCCACUGGACGAGCCCAAUGAUGAAGACAGUGUAUGCACAGAGGCUCAGACAUUAAACCAGCAGUACACCAGUGCACAAGUAGAAGAUCCACAGCUCACAACGAUGCUUGUGCCAGCAUUGGCUAUUCUUUUCCUGUUAGUGCUAGUGGCAGUUGCUGUUGGUGUGGCUUGGUACAUAAACAGAAAAAAAAGAAAACAAUUACACCUGUAUUGUGACCCUUCCCAACUGGAAUUGGAGGGUGUUAAAGCAGAUAUGGACAAUGGAGCCCUGCCACAAAAGCAGCCAGAUAUAAUGUCAUCUCAAUCAGCAGUGCAGAAAGAUUAUUUGGACUAUGAGAUGCCACUCAUACAAGAUUGCUGUGUUGCAAACAACUUGAACACUUUAAAGCCAUCCUGAGUUUGAUACUUGGAGCUACUUUUAAAGAGCAAAGGAAAAUAAAGCAUGAAUUAUAUGAUCUUGUCAGGACUGUCUCAGCAAAUGAAACUAAAGACAAAUAUAUGAGAAAUGCUGCCUGUUUAAAUGUCUUCAAUUAAAACCAGCGGUAUUUUGGGUAAAAAUGUAGCACAAAAAUAGAUGGUUGAACCAUCAAGGCAUUAUUUUGCUGAGUAUCCCACAUGUAGAACUCUGGAACAUUUGUGCUUCGAGAACAAUGUACAACAUGUGUUUGAAAAUGAAGAUAAGGACUUCUUUAGUUAUGUAAAGACAGAUAAUUGUGUUGCUUUUAAUUGUGGCACGUGAAGUCAUUUAUAUUGUUGCAUAUUAAUGUAUAUUACUGAUUGUUUAAGUUUGUGUGUUUUCAGUAUAUAAAUACGAGUUCUUCUUCCUUUGCCUCUUUUGACUAUGACGCAGACAACAAAAAUUCUGAAUAUAUAUAAAUAUGCUAGUACCAACGAUUCAAUCAAAGAAUUGUUUCUACAAAGAAAGACAGACAGUCUAGAUAAAAGUUUUAUUUAAUUAAGAAAAUAAUUGAAACUAACUAAAGCCCCUCUUGUAUUUGAGCCUUGUUUUUAAUCUUUCACAAACAGGUUAGUAAAUUUAAAAAGUUACAUAUUGUACACAAAUCCUCAUUAGUACAUUUAUUUUGUUGUCUACAUCAGAUGGGCAUAAAAGUUUCAAAGAGACACGAGUUUCCUGUAUCUCACAUAAAAACAAUGAAAGAUCCUAUUGUAACACACAUUUCAAAUGACUGUAUAUUUUCAUACAGAUAUUCUAGUGAGUACAGUUUCUUUAUUGAUAUUUAAUAUGCAAAAGUAAAUUAAAAGGGAAACUACAGUGGCAAAGUGGUAUAGCACUUCCAAAAUCCUAUUAUUAUUUGAAUCCAUUUAACAUCUUGUGCUCGAGCCUUUUUCACGAGUCACCCAUUAAAGGUUAUGAAAUGUUUUAUUUGUGUUCACUCAGUUCUGUUUCCUGAACACAUCUACCUCUGUCAUUAGCAUGGAUUUAAGUUAACAUACAUUUAACUAGUAAAAAUUUGCUAAUUAUAUUCUAGAAAAAACCCACAACCCAAAACCCACAACAAUGUAAAAUUGACCUAGUAGACUGAGAUUGGUUAAAGCAAUUUUUGUAAGGAUAUAUGUAAUAUUUCCAUACUGCAAUGUGUGUGCGUGUGUGUGUGUGUGUGUGUAUAUAUAUAUAUAUAUAUAUAUAUAUAUAUAUAUAUAUAUAUAUAUAUAUAUAUAUAAAGAAAAAAAGGGUUAAAAAAAACAAACGUAAAUGACUCCACAAUUGUUAAAUUACCAUGAUCAAACAAGUAUUUUGCUGCUCAGACCCAGCUGCUCGAGCACAGAAACCAUCUAAAUAUCCGUACAUAAUUUUACUGUAACAGUAUAUUACUUGAAUGAGACUUUGGAUUCAAAUACAAAGACAGUAUAGACCCAAAUAAUCUCAUUUUAAAACUACAUUCAACCAAAAAAUAGUGAAAGGGCAGAUGUGUUGAUUUGUUGGCUUGCCUCAGUGAGAAACAGCAUUACUGUUUAGCCAGUAGCUCUGUACUUGGUCAGUGUAAACAUUGCAUAGAUGGAUGGAUGUGUCAUUUGAAGCUAUGCUGUUCAAUAGGUACAAAUGUCUAAACUGGAAAAUAAGUGUGAACUCUAUGAAGCAUUGAAAAUAUUUCUUUAUUUUCAAUAUGCAUGUUUGUUUUUCCCUAUUUUUGGGGAAUAUUUUAUUUGUGUACUGGUUGCUUAAGUUGUAUAUAUUUGAACAGUAGCAUUGUGUAAAAUAUAAUGCAAAUAAAUACAAAUAAAAUCUG
Messenger RNA from Tachysurus fulvidraco (yellow catfish), 4335 nucleotides. RefSeq names its product vasorin b (gene vasnb). NCBI's taxonomy places the organism in Eukaryota, Metazoa, Chordata, Actinopteri, Siluriformes, Bagridae. The record is from RefSeq and is a predicted model, not a curated record. The transcript has 4 exons. Bases 402 to 2483 code for a protein of 693 amino acids. Gene Ontology annotation, molecular function: protein binding. Gene Ontology annotation, cellular component: plasma membrane.